AUGACGGUGGUGAAGCGCCAGGCUCAGUCGCCCUCGGGGGUCUCGUCGGAGGUCGAGGUGCUCAAGGCCCUCAAGUCGCUCUUCGAGCACCACAAGGCGCUGGACGAGAAGGGCCCCCCCGAGCGGCGUCGGGAGGCGGAGCUGGAGGCGUCGCUGGGCCGGCACCGCGUGGCCACCCUCUGGAGGCAACUGCAGCGGCUCCAGGACGAGGCCACCAGCGCCCAGAGGGAGCUGGCCCGGGCACACGAGGCGGGGGCCAAGCUCCAGAGGGACCUCAAGGAGGCCCUGGCUCAGCGGGAGGACAUGGAGGAGCGCAUCACGACGCUGGAGCGGCGCUACCUGAGCGCCCAACGCGAGGCCACGUCCCUGCACGACGCCAACGACCGCCUGGAGAACGAGCUGGCCAGCAAGGACUCCCUCUACAGACAGGUGGGGGCACACCUGGGGGCACCUGGGGGCACCUGGGGGGACAUAGGAUACACCUGGGGGCACCUGGAGAACGAGCUGGCCAGCAAGGACUCCCUCUACAGACAG
Empidonax traillii (willow flycatcher) is the source of this 534-nucleotide messenger RNA. RefSeq names its product liprin-alpha-3-like. NCBI's taxonomy places the organism in Eukaryota, Metazoa, Chordata, Aves, Passeriformes, Tyrannidae. The record is from RefSeq and is a predicted model, not a curated record. The transcript is spliced from 3 exons. Gene Ontology annotation, cellular component: presynaptic active zone. The annotation marks the transcript as partial. Gene Ontology annotation, biological process: synapse organization.